AUGCCAGCUGCCGCGCCCGCGCCCGAAGCGCGCGAGGCGCCCGCGGUGCCGGACUCUGAGGAGGCGGAAGCCGUCGAGCUGGAGGGAGAACUGCCAGGUGCUCUAGCCGCGGAUCAGGCAUCGAUGCAAUCCGUGUUGGUUCGCCAAGGGCGAAACCGCUAUCGAGUUCGAGUGCCACAAGGGUUGAAAGAGGCGACCUUUGGGAACCUCGCCGAUUUCCUGGCCGCGCAGAUGUUGCCUCCUGGCAUUCCACCGUCGGAACUUCGUCUGAUCUCCAAGGGUAAGACAGCCUCCAGAGAUGAUCGCCUGGGUGACGAUGGUAUGAAAGAAAUGUCGGUCAUGCUGCUCUUCAGGGAAGGCUUCCAUGUUGCGGCUGAAGGAGCACGAUGGAUGUCCGAGAAGGAGGAGGAGCUGGCCAAGGUCGAGGCGAAAUUGGCGUCACUCUCGAAGCGAGUUGAAGCAAACUUCUCUGAUGCAGAGACUUCACUUCAGCUGGCUGAGGUGUCUGACUUCAUCGAAACUCUGUUGCAAAGUGUCGACAGCGUGCGGGUGAAUUCGAUGAAGCUCCCCCUGAUGCAGGAGCAAGGGAACCCAAGUGCCCAAGCGGGCCCAAGGCACCGAUAUAGAGACGAUUCGCUGUAG
Cladocopium goreaui is the source of this 642-nucleotide messenger RNA. Lineage: Eukaryota; Dinophyceae; Suessiales; Symbiodiniaceae. The record is from the annotation of a GenBank genome assembly.